Molecule: messenger RNA, 2838 nt
Organism: Hypanus sabinus (Atlantic stingray)
Lineage: Eukaryota; Metazoa; Chordata; Chondrichthyes; Myliobatiformes; Dasyatidae
Gene: ggnbp2
Product: gametogenetin binding protein 2
Exons: 13
Coding region: 283-2364 (693 amino acids)
Cellular component (GO): nucleus; cytoplasm
Source: RefSeq, a predicted model, not a curated record
UUGGUGGAGAGCGGCGUCGCCAGAGCGAGGCUGCGCCUGGUCCGCUCAGAUCCCGCCCCGGCCGCUCGCCGCUCGCCCCUCGCCCGGAGCUCCCCUCCCCUUCGUGCCGCCUCAGCUCCGGCUUGCCACCGCGGUGCCCGCAGACUGCAGCCGCCUCUCGUACCCAUCUUGCCGUCGGCCCCGCCAGGUAGCGGCGGUUGGUGGUGUCAGGGCUCCCUUCCCCGUCCCUCCUCUCUCUCUCUCGAACUCGGCCCGGCCCUUCUUUCCCCUUCGUCUGUCGACAUGGCGCGCCUGGUGGCCGUCUGCAGGGAAGGCGAGGAAGAGUUCCCCUUCGAGAAGAGGCAGAUCCCGCUCUACAUCGACGACACGCUGACGAUGGUAAUGGAAUUCUCUGACAAUAUGUUGAACCUUGAUGGUCACCAGAUCAAUGGUGCACAAUUGAAACAAUUUGUUCAGCAACAUGGUAUGCUCAAGCAGCAAGACCUUAAUAUUGCUAUGAUGGUAACGUCCCGUGAAGUCUUCAAUGCACUUUCUCAGCUUGUUCCAUGUGUUGGAUGUCGACGCAGUGUGGAGCGUCUUUUCUCACAGCUAGUAGAAUCUGGAAAUCCAGCCUUGGAGCCGCUUUCAGUGGGUCCCACAGGAGUUCUUUCAGUAACUCGUGCUUGCAUGACAGAUGCAAAAAAAUUGUAUACGUUAUUUUAUGUUCAUGGGUCCAAGCUAAAUGAGACGAUUGAUGCAAUUCCUAAAAGUAAAAAGAACAAAAGAUGUCAAUUACACUCAUUAGACACACACAAGCCAAAACCUUUGGGAGGCUGCUGGAUGGAUGUGUGGGAGCUGAUGUCGCAGGAAUGUAGGGAUGAAGUAGUACUAAUAGAUUCCAGUUGUCUGUUGGAAACGUUAGAGACUUAUCUACGAAAACACAGGUUUUGCACAGAUUGCAAAAAUAAAGUGCUGCGAGCCUACAACAUUCUGAUUGGGGAAUUGGAUUGUAGCAAAGAAAAAGGCUACUGUGCAGCUUUGUAUGAGGGACUUCGUUGCUGUCCCCAUGAGCGACAUAUCCACGUAUGCUGUGAGACUGACUUCAUUGCACAUCUUUUGGGCCGUGCUGAGCCAGAGUUCGCAGGAGGGUAUGAACGGAGGGAGAGGCAUGCAAAAACUAUAGACAUUGCACAAGAAGAGGUUCUUACAUGUCUUGGUAUUCACCUAUAUGAACGGUUGCACAGAAUCUGGCAGAAGUUGAGAGCUGAAGAACAGACUUGGCAUAUGCUGUUCUACCUUGGUAUUGAUGCACUGCGAAAAAGUUUUGAGAUGGCAAUUGAAAAAGUGCAAGGUAUCAGUCGACUGGAGCAACUAUGUGAGGAACUCUCUGAAGAAGAAAGAGUUAGAGAGCUUAAACAAGAAAAGAAACGUCAAAAGAGGAAGAACAGGCGUAAAAACAAAUGUGCCUGUGAAAUAUCUACUGCACUUCAAAGUUCAGGAGAAACUAAAGUGCAAGAUGAGGCAGCAUCUGAAUCCAUAGAGAGUAGCUGUAAAGAAUGUGGCAGCAUGGAAGAUCCCAAUGGUAGAGUUGAAGUAAUUGUUACAAAUGAAAGUACCUCAUGCACAUGCCCUGGCAGCGAAAAUCUACUUGGAUCACCUAAAACAAAGAAAGGGUUGUCUCCACAUUGUAAUGGCAGUGAUUGUGGUUACUCAUCAAGCAUGGAGGGUAGUGAGACUGGUUCUCGAGAAGGAUCAGACGUAGCUUGCACUGAAGGUAUCUGCAAUCAUGAUGAAACAGAUGACACUUGUGUACAUCAUUGUGUGGAGGACAAAGAGGAAGAUGGUGUGGACAGUUGUGUGGAGUGCUGGGCUAAUGUUGCUGAGGAGAACACAAAAGGCAAAAACAAGAAAAAGAAGAAGAAAGGCAAAAGUGCAAAAUGUGAUAGUGAAAUUUCUGGUGAGUGUACCAUAGAUCUAAGCACACAAGAGAACUUGGGUAAUGCUUUUCAUAAUGAGUUCCAUCAUGAGAAAACCAAAGAGAGUUGCAACUCAUUAGAGAAAGGUGGUCAACAGCCAGUAUGGGUAACACAAAUUCUGUCAGAAAAUCAUUUUUCACAGUCUUCACAAAUUCCAACGCCCUGUCUGCCAGACUGUGGAAGAGGAACAAAAACCUUAAAGGAAUUACUUGAAGAAUCUGAAUGUACUUCAGAGGAAGAUAUUUUCAUUACCCAAGAUGAAAUACAGGCAUUCAUGACAAAUAACCAGUCUUUCUAUAUCAAUCGAGAACAAUACCGUCAGCACUUAAAAGAGAGAUUUAACAAGUACUGUCGCUCUAAUGACUACAGUAUCUGCAAUGGUUGGCUGACAACAGCUGGUGCAAACUAGCAAGGAAGUUGAACCAAAAGCCACCCUUUUCUACAUAAACACACUCUCAAUGACCACUGCGCCUUCUCUCUCAAUCUUAAGAAAUUUAGAUUUUUGUUUCUGUUACAUAAUUUUACCUUGAAUAGUUGGUGGUGUGGUUUAUUUUUCUUUCUACACUCUCCCAGGCUGGUGGUGGGGAGCAUAUUUUUAUUCAUCUGCUUUCUCAGAGCUUGUGCAGUAUUCGGUCAGAUGUCUGCAAAAGCUUACUUAUACUUUUGAUGCCUCUCCUCUCUCCCACUCAAUGUUUCACUUUACUGUGAGAAUUAUACAAAUGUCUAGUGAUGAGAGAUGUUCUACCAAUAAAUGUGUACAGAGAAAAAUGAAACUUCUGAUUUAAGGUUUUACAAUAGACAUCCAUUUAAGAUGAUGUUUGGAUGUAAUAUGUACAAGCGCAAUGUGCAGAAUUUACAAAUAAAGAAUAUUUAUUAACGUGCA